Thermothelomyces thermophilus ATCC 42464 is the source of this 1140-nucleotide messenger RNA. RefSeq lists its product as uncharacterized. The coding region runs from base 81 to 905 and encodes 274 amino acids. The transcript is spliced from 3 exons. NCBI's taxonomy places the organism in Eukaryota, Fungi, Ascomycota, Sordariomycetes, Sordariales, Chaetomiaceae. The record is from RefSeq and is a predicted model, not a curated record.
AUCGAGAGCCAAAAAAUCAAAGCAUCUGUCAUCGAUCAGUUACUACCAAGUCGAAUCAUUGAUGCGGGAAGCGCAGCAAGAUGCAGUUUGAGUUUGUCGACAACAGCUCCAUUGACAGAGCGACAAGACGGCGGAUCCGGAGACGAGCAGCCGAGGGCCGCAACGCGGGGAGAAAGCUCUCGAGGCCGUCCCGGAAAGCCGCAUUUGCAAAUAAUAUGGCGACGGUGAGGCCAUUCCCGGUCCAUGCCCGACUGCCACGGAGCGCAGGCCCCCAUGAUUGCCAGCCGCCCGCGGAUAGCAAUGGUAGCAGCAGUGUUGGCGGUAUUAGCUGUGUUAACACUCCUGUCUCGCCCUCGCCCGUCGUCGACCUUGGGUCUCCCCAUUCGGCCAUCAGUCCGCUCCCAGCCCACUUGCGUCGCCAUGCCCCCGGAUACGAGGGAUCCGCCCUGAUCCAAUCAGUCGUCUCUUUUUUGAUUGGGAUCCGACACGCUCCCGAACUGGAUCGAGUCCUCGACUACAGCUCGGAGUCCCGGUCUAAAUGGGUCGAGCCCAUUUUCUUUGACGAAGCUUACUUCCACGGAGCGGUCGCCGUAUACCUAUCUUACAGGACCCGUACUUUCCCGCCUCCGUACCACUGCCGGGCCCCCCAAGACCUGUCAAGCUCCCAGACGCGCCACCUCUGCCGCGCCCUCCGUCUGAUCAACAGUCGGCUCUCGAGGGAACACGCGGCCUCGAAUGAGAACUUGAUUGCCGUCAUGAUCCUGGGCUUGUAUGAGCGUCAGCAGGGUGCCUAUCACCGCGGACUCGUGCAUCUUACUGGGCUGGAGCGCAUGAUCCAGCUGCGCGGUGGUCUCGCCGCCUUGACCAGGAGCAAGUCCGGCCUGGCCCGCAAGGUAUUCAGGUAAUUAGGUUUCUCGUUUCCCUCCGCGGUCUCCGUAUUGCCCCAUAAUUAUCUAAUGAUUUGCCUACCUAUCUAUUAUUCAUUUAUCAAACCAUAUUUUUUUUUUUCCAAACCACAGAUCCGACAUUGAAUGCUCCCUCCACCUCGGCACGCCCACGCGCUUCGCUCUGGACCAAGUCGAACCGCUCCUGUCCGUUAACGCCCUCACGCCGUCCCGGAUUUCGGUCUUCCUCGAUGAC